GUUUCAACACGAGAGAGCAGCUCUCUUUGCGGAGCUAGCUCUAAGCUGAGGGUGGAAAACGAAAGGGCUAAGUAGGACAAGAAGUAACCUUUUAUUUUCGGUAUUGUUUUGUUUAAACAACGACCGUCAUGGGGAAACGACAGCAUCAAUCUGAUAAGAUGUAUAUUACAUCAAAAGAAUGGACCAACCUAUUUGGUGGAAAGAAAAAAGGAAGUGGGAAGUCAGACUUCAAACGCUUGCCAUUUGAUCACUGCAGCCUUUCACUUCAACCAUUUGAACAUCCUUAUUGCACUAAGGAGGGUGUGAUCUUUGACCUUACAAGCAUCCUUCCAUACUUGAAACGUUACGGAUUGAAUCCCAUCACAGGAGAGCAAAUGGACACCAAGGGUCUAAUCAAGUUGAAUAUUCAUAAGAAUUCAAAUGGGAAGUACCAUUGUCCAGUUACAUUCAAGGUUUUUACUGACAACUCCAGUAUUGUGGCCAUCAAAACAACUGGUAAUGUUUAUGCACAGGAGGCUGUUGAUCAGUUAAACAUCAAAACAAAGAACUGGAAAGAUCUUUUGACAGAUGAAGUGUUCACACGAAAGGAUAUCAUAACAUUGCAGGAUCCGAAUGAUUUAGAGAAGUUCAACAUCUCUGCCUUUCAUCAUGUGAAAAACAACAUAAAAACAGAAACAGAAGAGGAAAGGAAAGCUAAAGGAGGAUCAAAAUAUUACUUGAAUAAAACAAAUUCAGAAACUGAAGAUAUUCUGAGUGAACUUUAUAGAGAUUAUAAGGCACCGGAAAAAAAGGAGGAGAGUGUAAAGAAAGCAGAUUCAUUCAAUGCUGCUCAUUUUAGUACUGGUAUGGUGGCUGCCGGCUUCACAUCAACUGCCAUGACUCCUCAAACUCAACAUGAAGCUGCUGUGAUUGAUGAAGACAUUAUUCGGUAUGAAAGGGUUAAGAAGAAGGGUUAUGUUAGAUUGACAACUAAUAAAGGAACACUCAACCUUGAGCUUCAUUGUGAUAUGGUACCAAAAACUUGUGAAAACUUUAUGAAACACUGUCAGAGUGGGUAUUACAACAACACAGUGUUCCACCGGUCUAUCAAGAAUUUUAUGAUUCAAGGAGGUGAUCCCACUGCAACUGGAAAAGGAGGAGAAUCUGUAUGGGGAGGAACUUUUAAGGAUGAAUUCAAACCAAAUCUAACUCACACCGGACGUGGGAUGCUAAGUAUGGCCAACUCGGGUCCAGACACCAACAAGUCACAAUUUUUCCUGACAUACCGGUCAUGCCGUCACCUUGAUGGGAAGCAUACAGUGUUUGGUCGAGUGGUUGGAGGUCUGGAUACAUUAACUGUUAUGGAGAAAAUUAAGACAGAUUCCAAAGACAGACCUACUGAAGAGAUUAAAAUUGAAAAAGCCACUGUAUUCGUUAAUCCGUAUGAAGAGGCUGACGAACAGUUGGCAAAAGAUAGACAACGGGUAAAGGAUGAAGAAGAAGCAAAGAAAGCUGGGCCUUCAAAACCAGUUACCAAAGAAUCAGAUAAACCAGUGGUGUAUCGAUCUGGUGUUGGUAAAUACAUAUCUGGGUCAAGUGGGUGGCAAAACAGUAACAAGAGGGAAGCUGAUGAAACAACCCCAAUAAGCACUAGCACCUCAAAGAAGAAAGUUAAAUCUUCCCACGAUCUGACAGACUUCAGCGGCUGGUGAAAAUAAUAAUGUGAAAUUUAAUAUUAAUAAUAAAACAACAAAAAUAUUGGACUUUACAUUGAGCACUUUAUCUUCUUAAAUCCGAUUGCCAAAAUUCUGAUAGAGGAUAUCUCAGAGAUGCCAGCACUCACCAUCUCUGAGAUAGAGGAUAUCUCAGAGAUGGUGAGUGCUGGCAUGUAUCCUCAGGAGCUAUUCUCUUAACAAGACUACUAUAAAGAGCCAUUCAAGACUAGCAUUUAAGAACAUCAAACAAAAGUGUCCUACAUGAAGACACAAGCAUAUAUUACCAUAGAAUUGACCUUAAUAACAGUUUCCCAUUACAUAUUGAAGGGAUACAUAUCAGCUCCUAGUGGCUGAUCCAUGAAAGGUGGUAGGUUGGGGGUUGCAUCCAAAGCACCAAUCUAUGAUUCAAAGAGGGGGUUUGGGAUAGGUGAUCACUUCAAUAUAGGCAUAAUUAUUUAUUAAAUACAUAUUUUGGUUGCUACCAAGGACAAGUUCCCCUUCACCUUUCCCUAGAUCCGCCACUAGUUCCGGUUGAUGCAGUGAACUGUGUAUCAAUCAUACAGUAAUUAUAAAUGCAGUUUUGUGUCUCCUUUUCACUUGAAUAGUAUAAUUUUAAUGUUGUUCAAAAUACUGGAAAGAGGCUUGUGAAAAUUGCCAUGUAAAAAAAUAGACAAGAUAUUUUUAGUCUUGCAUUUUGCUAUUUUAAUUACUUCACACACAUUUAAACACAACAAUACACUAAGUUAAAUACAAUCAGAUCAUGUUCUUAAUAUCUUACAAUUUAGUAAACUGGCAAAAAGCACCAACAAAAAGAAAGCCUUAAACUAUGUUUUACUAUUUACUGUAUUUUAAUUGUAUUUGCAUAAGCAUACAAUAUGGUCUGGAUUUUCUGUACUAAAGUGAACUCAAUUGACUUAAAAGAUUGCAUUAAACAUAAUGUGGUUUCUACUAUAGAGAUCUUUAGUCUGAGGGAGUUAGAGAUUCUGAAUAUCUACAUCAACCACUGAGCAGCGAUUCUGUUAAAAUGAACUUAAAAUCAAAUUUAACUUAUGUUCUUUAAAUUUGUCUAAAUCUAUUUAGUUUUUUUUUUUUUGCAAAUAAUAAAUAUUCAUAUCAAUAUGUCAUCUGUUGCAGUUAGGCAUUAGCAGCACUAAAGCCAUGAACCAGCAAUGUAAAUAUUUAUACGAUUGACAAUAUUUUAUUGGUGUUUUUGUUUGAAAGCACUGAAAUAAAUAAAUAUCUUCACAAA
This is a messenger RNA of Anneissia japonica, 2943 nucleotides long. Its product is annotated as RING-type E3 ubiquitin-protein ligase PPIL2-like. The coding region runs from base 129 to 1691 and encodes 520 amino acids. NCBI's taxonomy places the organism in Eukaryota, Metazoa, Echinodermata, Crinoidea, Comatulida, Comatulidae. Gene Ontology annotation, molecular function: ubiquitin-ubiquitin ligase activity; peptidyl-prolyl cis-trans isomerase activity. The transcript has 17 exons. Gene Ontology annotation, cellular component: catalytic step 2 spliceosome. Gene Ontology annotation, biological process: protein folding; protein peptidyl-prolyl isomerization; protein polyubiquitination. The record is from RefSeq and is a predicted model, not a curated record.